Molecule: messenger RNA, 1710 nt
Organism: Cryptococcus wingfieldii CBS 7118
Lineage: Eukaryota; Fungi; Basidiomycota; Tremellomycetes; Tremellales; Cryptococcaceae
Product: polyubiquitin
Exons: 3
Coding region: 1-1710 (569 amino acids)
Biological process (GO): modification-dependent protein catabolic process; protein ubiquitination
Cellular component (GO): nucleus; cytoplasm
Molecular function (GO): ubiquitin protein ligase binding; protein tag activity
Source: RefSeq, a predicted model, not a curated record
AUGCAGGUGUUCGUCAAGACCCUCACAGGAAAGACGAUCACCCUGGACGUGGAGUCGUCCGACACUAUCGACAACGUCAAGUCCAAGAUCCAGGACAAGGAGGGCAUCCCUCCCGACCAGCAGCGGUUGAUCUUUGCUGGAAAACAGCUCGAGGAUGGGCGGACUCUGGCGGACUACAACAUACAGAAGGAGUCGACUCUUCAUCUGGUAUUGAGACUAAGAGGUGGCAUGAGAGUGGGGGUUGACAUUCUGGUGGGCAACUCGGCAGCGACUACUCUGGUCCAGGUCAAAACUAAUUUCGACGAUGAAGAGUUCCACCAUAUGCUCAACCUCGCCUCUCUGGGCAAAUCUUUCAAUCCGGAGCAAUUCUCUUUCGAAUUCAAUCUCAAGCCUCGUGAUGAUUUAAUCACCUUGAAGACUCCGCCGCCCUCAGCUCCUCUUCAGGCCAGCCGGCAGCCGAGAUUAGCUACUCCUUCGCAACCUCCCCCGCCUGCACCAGUGACUAGAAAUGCUGUUGCUGGUCCUUCAUGGCGGACAGAUCAGGAUGCGGAGAAGAGUCCUGAGAACCCCCUUCCUGUUCAACAGCCACCUGUACCCCCUCCUGUGGUUUCAUCAGCUGCGACCUUACCUCUGUCACAGACCGCGGUCUCGGGCCCUUUCGCCACAUCUCAGCAGGCAGCGGAGCAAUCCGUCCAAGAUGUUGCCACAGCCCCUUCAGUAUCUCAGCCAAAAUCUCAAUUGCCUACAUCUUCGAAGCGCACCUCUAGUCCAGACAAGGCGGCUUCGACCGAGGUCUCGCGACAAGGCCAGUCUCCGCCGACAUCUAUACCCGCAGCUCCAGAGGCCGCUGGUAGCUCGACGCAGCAUUUCCGUUGCGGUAGCGAACUUGGCUUCGCUAUGGAGCUGACACCCGAUUCCAAUGAUGACGAGGAUCCGUUCCAGAUGUCUUCAGCAGAGACGAGACCGACGGCGCCGUCGUCUUCAGCCCAGCCUCAACCCGAGAAGCCGGAACAAACACCAUCCCGUCCUCCGACCAAUCCUUCCACGACCAGACCUCAGUGGGCAACGGUGCCGUCAGAUAACGUCUCAAUCCCUCCGGCUCAGAGUGCUCCUGUUAUUGCCCCCACAAAUUCUCUGCCGUCCGCAUCUGCGCCUGCGCAAGACGACGGCGAAGACUCUGGCCAGGACAUAUUGGCUCUCUACGCCCAGUCAGAGCAAGGGGACGAGUUGCAAGACGACGCAAGCUCUGGAGGAGAGACAGCGACUCAGCAGACGGUCCAGGGAACGGUCAAGGACGAGCUUCGGUCGAGUCCGGUGGGACGGUUGGUUGAGGCGCCUGCAGAGGCCGGGCCAUCGUCAGUGAACAGGACAGACGCAUCGACCAGUAUGGCCGAGAAAAGCCUCCCGGAGAUCAUGCCGAUCAUCAUCACCGAUAGGCAAGUCCCGUCUGCAACAUCCCAAUACCCACUGACUUUACACAGUGAGACUAAACAGACUUUGACCCUCCAGGUCCCACGCUCCAAUACGAUUCUUCAGCUCAAGCACGAGAUUUACAGAAACUUCCCCUACCGACCCGUCUAUCAGCGACUGUGGAAUCUGGAAGCGGGGGAGGUGUUUGAUGAUGAUGAGAUAGUGGGGAACUGUGAGCUUGAAGAUGGAGGCCGGAUGCAGUUGCUGUUCAGGCCUCUGAAUUUCAGGGUGCAAGAGUGA